Porites evermanni is the source of this 4147-nucleotide messenger RNA. Lineage: Eukaryota; Metazoa; Cnidaria; Anthozoa; Scleractinia; Poritidae. The record is from the annotation of a GenBank genome assembly.
AUGAACCGACGAGUCAAGCUAGUUUCAGUGGAAGGAAUUCAGAAACGCAAGACCCCAGAAAAAAAUUAUGUAAGUAUUACAAACUGGUUAGUUAGUAAAUCACUAAAUGGAUAGCAAGUUCCAUAAUGUCUUAAUCUUGUUUUCAAUUUCAACGAAAUUCAGCACCAGAAAACCUUUCCUUUCGUCGGACUUUGGACUUUCCUUGUCCAAAUAUAUUUUGCUAUUACCGUCGAUAUAAUCAAUGAUGAGAUUGAAAGGGCACAGGCUGUUGUUGCCCCAGCAAUCAGGAUAACAAAUGAUGCGUGCAAUUACCAUUAACAACCCGAUAUAUCCAAAGCAAAUAAAUGUCUCUCUAUUUUUCAUCUAACUGUUGCUGGUUUAAUUUAUGGCUCAUCAGUACACACAGGCAAUUACUACGGUCAAACCGCACCAAAAAAACGUACAUCAAUUACUUAAUUGUAUGGAAUGGCUGCCUGUUGUUUGUGUAUUAGAUGUUACUUGUUUUCUCACAUUCAUCAUGAGAUAGAUGUUGAAGAACUUCUUUGGCUUUUUAGUGUCAAAGGGCUUAAGAAAUGUCCUAAAUACAAAUGCUAAUUUGCUCCCCUCUAGGUUUACAUCCUUAAAGUGCUGUGGUCGGACGGAAGUAUUAACAUCAUCUACAGACAGUGCAGUGAUUUCUUCUUUCUACAGGUUGAAAACAUGAUAAGUAUCUUACAUAAAUUUCUUUUCCUUGUGGGGCUGUUUUAGACGUUGUAUUUCUCAUGGACUGUGUCUAAUGCAAAUUGAGGGCUAUGAAUUUAUCAUGGUUUUAUUACCAGAACUACCGUCAAAAGUUUUCACUGUUUAACCCCCCAUAAAUAAUGCCUUUACUUACUUGCUUACUAAAUGAACAAAUAGACUUUGCUCAUAAGCAUUAUAUUUGGCACAGUGACGUUUGACCUAACAGAGUCCUUAGAAGGCAAAGUUCUCUUCCGCAUUCUCUAAGCAACAAUUUUUCUUGAUCAUGAUGACUGAGCCCGUCGUUGACGUGUGUCCUUUAUUCAUAGAAAAUCUGGUAACAAAGGGCUGAUAUCCGUGCCAGCAUUUUUAACUCGUGAAUACCCGAAGGGUACCAUUUACGAAGUUAGCACUUUAGGUUGAGAUGUGCAAAUGAGUCACUCACUCGAUGUAGACGAUCAGCUUCGGUUCCGAAAUCAGAGGCAUUGCUGCCUGAUAUGUAAACGACAUAUCGUCAUUGUUGCCUUAUAAGUGCAGCCAAAGUGAACACUUUUUAAAAGCGUGCAUUUGGUCACGUCACCUGGUGGGAGAACCCUACGAGGUUAUCACGCUCUGAUUCGCUGCGGAAACGUCAACGCUCGCUGUUGAGUUUAUCAGUUCUGAAGGCUGUCACAGCCGUAUUUACACUGUAUGCUACGAGUAUCUCGAUCAUAAGCACUUCUGGGACGGUUUGAAUUUCCAGUAAGAUGAAAAAUUAUACGUGUUUUUUGUUUAUUUUUGAGUACCCUAAACUUUGCGGUGUCUCCUAACUAAAAAGGACUACCAUUGGUUAAUUCUUGGUCUUGUGGGCCACCAGUACCUCAAGUUCACGAGUGAGAAUAGUUGCACGGUAAGUUCUUCCGUUAUAACGAACAACGGAAGAACUAAAACUCGCUGGAAUCACGCUAAAACGUCCAACUUCAUGAAUAACGGAAGAACUAAAACUCGGCGCAUGAAUCGCGCUGAAACCGCCAAAAAUGUUUAGAACGCGCUAUUAAUAAGGCAAAGAGACAAGUUCAGAUGGUUUAUAUAAAUUUUUAAUGCUGGUUUUGUGCCCUAAAUAACGAUCGCUAAAAUCCCCAUACAAAACCCAAUAAUAUUUCUGUUACCCAACGAUUGUCACUCGUGAGCUUGGGAUCGAUCAACAAAUGUACUCCGCUCCGGAUUCACUAGUACGUGAUCAAGGCAUGGUGGAAAGUGGUGUGACAGAAGGUGGGAAUAAAACUGCCACUUUGACUUUCGUGGAUGAACACAACAACACCAGUAUGGAAUUAAAGUUCUGUUGCAAUAAAGCUUGAAAAGUACAGACAUUGUUCUAAUUGUUUUGAUUGAUUCUGUUGUCACUGUUUGAAGCGAAAGUCUAGGAAUAAAACCAAACACCUAAUGUCAGGUCACUCAGGAAACCAGUUUGUUUUGUUUUCCUGCGAGUCCUGAAGUUUCGUCGAGGGAAACACCAGGACUCGAGGGAAAACAAAGUCAACUGUAACUGUUCCUUAUUUUUUCCGACAAGUAGUCAGUCGAUUUUUAUUUAACUACUUUGCCAACACAUUAUCUAAGUUGGCGGCCAAAUUAAUAAAAGUAAUCUUGCUCCUCAAUGUUAACGAGAUACCUAACAUCAAAGUUCCACUGAAACCGACUGGAUUUUAACUUAUAAAACACAAAGUUGGGUCAUGAGCUAUAUUAAAACUAUAUGCAAAGAGGGAAUAAAGUUAUGUUAUUUUGCUGAAAAUAAUGAAAAUGUUUCCUUUAGGAAAACCUCAAAAAAGAAUUUCCGAAGGGCUCUGGCAGAGAAAUUCCCAUGUUAAAAGGUAAGGGAAAAAAUGACCUUACUGAAAGAUUCCCAAAUUAAUUGUUCAUAAGUAACGAGUAAAGGGUUUAGUUGGUAAAGAAACUAUGGUGUCACUUUGUCGUGGGAAGAAAUCUGAAGAAGUGACUUCAGCUUAUAUAUCUUUUUACUCUAGUAACUUGUAUGACUAUAUCAACUCAUUCAAUUGACACAAAUUUUUGUUUACUGACUAUGGUCAUAAACAUUUAGAAUAUCUGCGGUCAAGUUACAAAACUGGCCAACAUGCAAUUUUGUUUGAUGUUGUUCUUUUUCAGGAAGAAAAUUUUCUGAAAACUGCCAGUUUUGUCUCAAGGACGGAACAUGCAAACGAAGACAAUCUUUAAACAAUUAUUUUCACGUGAGUAUAGAGACAAGAUGAUACCAAAUUAUAAAAUUGUUGACAUCUACAUUAUCCUUAAGUUACUGCUGGCUUAUUCUCGGCAUUUUUUUCCGUGUUAUUUAUAAGGACCUUAUCAACGCUCCUGAUGAUAUUUCAAACUGCAAAGCUGUCCUUCUCUUUUGCCGGGCUCGCCUCAGUGAUUUGCGUCCUCAUGGAACGUAAGCGAACAUAAGAGAGGUUAAGCAUCAUGUUUAUGUCAAACAGCAAACACGAAUUUGUGCCACGUGACCAAGUUUCCCCAUUACUUGUCGUUUACUGUUCAAUUUUUCUGCACAUAAAUUAACAGUUUCAGGCAAUUUUUUAUCCAUAAGAAUUGUUUUGUGCUGUUUUUAUCUGCUCAUUUUCUAUUUUGAGAAAUUCUCAACUUGAAUUGCCAUAUACGUGAAGCUUAAACUUUAUUUUAUUUUUGAUCCCUCAUAAUUUUCUCUCUGAUCCUAGAUAUAUUGAUUUUAAUUGAUGUCAUUACCAACAGCAUCAUUAUAAUUAUUAUUGUUUUUACCGGUGUUUAUCUCCGUCAUUACCAUCGUCAUCUUCAUCGUCAACAAAGACUUUAUUUCAAGUGUUAAGUUCAAUAAUUUCAAUUUAAUUCAGUUAAAUUAAUAUCGAGGGUAAUCUUUUUUCUGUCUGCGUAACAGUUAGACAAGAUAAAUUAAAUGAUGGCGAAUUUGAAUUUGGUGAUGAAAAGUCAGGAAAAGUGCAUGAUUAAAUUGUUACAAAUGGAGAUAAAACAGAAGGAUUGUUAUACAUAUGUUAAGCCACAAAUUGUGUAAGUCUUCGUUUCAUAUUGUGUUUCAUACUUGUUUCAUUUUCAGAUCUAACAAAACUAAUGACAAGACCAAUGAAAGUAAGUGACUAUAAUCUUUUUCCCUAGGAGUGACGUAGGCCAUUUUUGAUAUGAGAAAAGUCCAUGUAUUCUCAUUGCCAGGGCAAGUCGCCAACAUGCUAACUAGGAUAAGUAACUACACACACUUUGAGAAGAUGAUGCGGUGGCCAAAGUGCUUUCCAUGUAUGUAAGAGGGACUUUCUAUGUGUGAAUUCAAUUUUACUUUUCCUGUUUUAUUGCAGGUAAUGAUCCCGAAAAUGUUGAGAUAUCAGGACCUGUGGUGUUUGAACAGUACAUAGUCAUUGCUGACUACAAAAAGAAGAACAAGAACGAUAUUUCACUU